GGUAGGUGAGCUUUAGAUAGCUGAGAUAAAGACAAUGACAAAUGAGACCACUCCAUUUGUGACAGUGCUAAUCCUUGUUUUUUGCAGCAUAUAGCUUGGUCUGACUAAACAUGGGUUUUUUUUUUAACCUGCCCAGAUAAACUUCUCUAUCAUUCCACCUGUACUGAUAAAGAAGAUAAACAGGACUAAAAAAUAUUUUUUCUUAUGCAUAUAUUUAUAUACUAGUUAUAUAAAGAAUGUUUUUUGCACAAAUCAGCAUGUGCAAAGUUGCAGGCUGUGCUGAUCACUUUUUUAAUUAGAUCACACAGUGUUCCUUUUGUGCUCAUGUAACCGUUGGACUUAGUUGUGAUAAGAUAGUGAACUUUCUAAAAAGGAUAAUAUAAGAAAGCACCUCUUUAGAUGUUGUGGGUGUGCAUAGUGAGGUCCAGUCAAGGUGUGGGUGUUUUUAAUCUUUCCCUUAGUCUCACUUUACAUCCCAUUUCUUUCCUCCCUUUAUCUUAGGUUAUCUCUCUAAGCUCUGUUAUACAAUCGUUCAGCUCCAACCUCUCCCUCACCUCUCUUAUCGUCAAAGUGGGAGUCUCAGGGGCUGAGAAAGUAAGCAGAAGUGAGUUCAUCCCUAUCAGACCCUGUGUUCAUAAGCCUGACUUCGCAUCAGAAAUAAACAUGUUUACAGCCUGGUGCAAAACAAACAUUUUCAGUCUCUAGAGCUAAUUCAUCCCUUUACGUCAACUGUAGGUGAUUUUUGUGUAGGUCUCUUGCUGAAUGAAUGGUUUAUAAAGCAUCUCAUUGUUGGUUAAUUGGGUAAUGACUAUUAAGUUUAAUCAGCAACAAAUGUAACAUUUGUUCAUGAUGCUUGUGAUGAAGGUUUACAGAAAAAAAAAAAAAACAUACAGCUGAGCCCUCAAAGAAGGUUCAGGUUCCACUAAUGAGAAGUUAUUUUACUAUAAAGUAAAAUGUGUUUCCAUCCUAAUUGAAAGGGUUUCUUUUGUUUUACCAACAGUCUUAAGGUAGCCUGUCCCAUUUAUGCAAGAGGUCCAGUAACUCCCAAAGUGGUUUAUGGUCUAUUAGUGGGCUAUGAAUCCACUGCAGGCCGGCCACUAGAGGCCAUGAUCAAAUAUUUACUUUAAUAAGUAAUUGGAACUCAAGAAACGUCCAACAAGUUAAACUGCAGCAGCCACUUUGGCUGGUAGGUAUCAGGAAUAGUCUCCCGCUUGUCCAUCACUUUAUUUUUUCUCUUUGUUUUCAACUGACCAGCCGUCUCUGAAGCCGCUGCCACUGCCCUGAACGUUAAUGAGCAUGCAUGUGCAAGAACGUGCGCUCAACUUUUACUAACAAUACAACCAGACAGGGACUCCACAGUUCUUUGUUCUUAUUCCUCUUCAGGGAGUGUGUGUGUGUGUGUGUGAGUUUAAGAAUAGUGUAUAUGAAAACAGGCUUUUCUAACUAUGUUUGAAAAGGAGCGGGAACAAUAAUAAUAAUAAUAAGUGUGAAUUUAUCCAAUCCCACCCCAUCUAACAUUAUGAUGAUCUUUUUACACAGUAGAAUUUUAAACUUUUUAAAAAAUAAAUACGUAAAAAUUAAAGCUGGCGUGCAAUAACACUAAAUAGAAAAAAAUUGAUUAUUGGCCUCAAAUGCAAUAAAAGAAGGAAGCACAUAUAUGUGUGUUCAAUUGUAGGGAGUAAAAGGUUAAAAAAUGAAAAUGAAAAUAAAAAAUAAAUAAAUAAGUGAUUACCACAUUAAAAACUUAUCUGAAAAAUAAAUAUUAGAAGAUUUACUGCUUUCAAAUUGUGAUAAAAGGCUCUCACGUGCCUUUUUGACACUCUCGGGCCUCCAUACCACGAAUAUUAUACCUGCUUACAAAGUCAAAAACAAAUCCUCCAGACACACCGACGUCGUUUUUUUGUUUUUUUUUUGUUUUGGAUCGAUGAAUAGGUCACACGUUAUCUUUACCACAGGAGAUAAAACAACAUACAUUGUUAUUAAAAAAAAAAAUGUCGCAAUAAAGAAAGUAAAAACAAAGGAACAGAGAUACUGUAAAGACACACUUGGCGUUUGUGAGAAAGUCUACUUGGCUCCCUCCUCCUCCUCCUCCUCCUCGUGCCUCCCGGGGUUGCGGAGCUCCUUCAGAGUGUUUACAGUCAUGAAGCGGUGACAGAGGAGCGCAGACCGACUGCAGCCUGAUGUAAGUCCACACACACUUUAUAUACUUCUUCAAUGACUUUGCACAGAUAACACGUUUUUGUAAUUAUCUCUCUUUGACGACGUCGCAUUCCCUGCCUUCUUCUCUUUGUCGACAUAUAUUUUCAUUUUUUAAAGAAAUAAUUACGGGUAAUAAACUCCCUAAAUUAUAUUUAAUACACUGUAGAAAACUCAAGAUUAUUUUCUGGGUACAUCCAUGACAUUUUACCCAUACUGCACCAUGACAUAUAUGUUGGAAGCCUUGGCGUUGAAAAUAUUACAAAAUAAAAGCACAGAGAAAAUGCGCAUGUGGACGCUGUUUAACUGCAAAUAGAGAGAAGAGUCUAACUUCAGAUGCAGUUAAUUUGUACAGCAGCAAACCAAUUUUAAUGUUUUGGAUUUCAGGUGAAAACAUUUUUCUGGCCAUUUUUUCUUUCUUUUUUUUUUUUGAAAGAACUCUUACACACUCUAAGAGUUGCACCCUUUUCAGUGAAUCUUUGUAAACUCUGCUGGCUCACUGCCAGUUUACUUUGCAGUAGGAGGAAAACUCUCUGAUGAUGACGCAGAUGUGCUGUCAAACAACACACACACAAAUGCAAACUUUACAACCUGUAUGUUUGUAGAGAUAACUGUUUUUGUUUGAGCAACAGAUGACAAAGCAAAAAAGCUGCCAGACACCUUUGGACAAGUUUCAGCAGCACUCAGAUGAUUGUUUUUCAUAUUACCUCUCUUUUAAAGUUGUAAAGAAAAAAAAAAUCAGGUUCUGCUAUUGUUUUAGUCUAACUGAAGGUUUGCUUCCUUGUGACUGAAGCCUGAGCUCUUUCUCACCUACUUAUUAACACAACUUGUUUGUCAGGAUUCUCCAGGCUUUCUCCUGAUGAUGGGUUGCUGUAAUGGCCCAAUUCAGGUCAAGAACCUGAAAUGCAAAGAGGCAGCACAGCUGGUGUGAAGCCCUGAGCUUUUCAAAUGGAAACACCUACUGCUCCACUGCUGCUGGUUCGCAAUAACACGCCCCUUCAGAUGCGUUCAGUGGAGGACAGUGACUGAGCAGGAGGAGGAGGAAGAGGGUGGAAGCAGAAAGAGGAGGAGGACCUUUGAGUUUCCUGAAAACCUUUCAGCCAGCCCAGCGAGUGAAAACAUGUUGUACAUUUAGAGACAAAAGAAGAACUCAGAAGACUGGAUUUUGGACUUCCAGCGUCCCUAAGAGAGGGAGCUUGUGAUUGGCUGGAGCGAUGGCAGUCACUGAGAAGCAGAAGCUGAAGGGAGGCAGAGGGGCGGAGGGGGUCUCGACUCCGCCAGAGGGAGGCUGGGGUUGGAUGAUCGUCGCUGGCUGUUUCCUCGCCACCAUCUGCAUCCGGGCAGUGACCAGAUGUGUCUCCAUGUUCUUUGUGGAGUUCCAGCUGCACUUUAAGAAGGAUUAUUCCACCACCGCCUGGAUCCACAGUCUCAUUGACUCCGUCACUUUCCUCUGUGCUCCUCUGGGGGGUUUCCUCGGGAACCGUCUCUCCUGCAGAGCUACAGUGAUGCUCGGAGGGCUGCUGUCUUUUGCUGGCCUUGUCCUCGGCUCCUUCGCUUCAAGCCUGGAACAUCUCUACAUCUGCAUGGGCAUCCUCACAGGUCUUGGCUUUGCUCUCAGCUACACACCAGCCUUAGCGAUGGUUGGGAGGUACUUCAAUGAGAGGAAAGCUCUGGCCUAUGGCAUCGCCCUGUCUGGAAGUGGCAUUGGGACCUUCAUCCUGGCUCCGGCAGUACAGCUGCUGAUAGAGAAUUACUCCUGGAGAGGAGCGCUGCUCAUCCUGGGAGGAUUUGUUUCCAACCUGUGUGUCUGUGGUGCCCUGAUGAGGCCGCUGGAACCAAGACGAAAGGAAAGGAUAUGGGAGAACAAUAUGGCGAUCCUGGAGAGAGACUGCAUGACGACAGCUCUGGAUUCCAAAGAAACGGAACAAUUGCAUGAUGACUGCAGCCAAGUGGAGCCAAAGCAGCUGGGAAUAAACCACCUCCAGGAUACUCAAGGGCUACUCAUCGCCAGUGGAGCGCUCAAAAAGUUUGAACUUGAAAACAACAAACUCGGUCAGGGGAGCAUUGCGCUGCUGUCAAGUCCGAGCCUGCCUGAUCAGAAGAUAGCUGAAUGCAUUUUAUUUAGCAACAAGCUAACGAUAAAAAUGCUCGGGGAGACUGAACUCUCAGAUCCUGAGCUAGAAGAUGGUAGCAUAAAUCAAAACUUGAAACUGGUGGAAAGCAUGGACUCGAACAACAAGGAAGCAGGCAUGGGUGCAAAGAUAGCAGACUCAGGACUCACCGAAGCCAAACUAACAGAUGCCUAUCGUGUAGAUAAAACUGUUAGCCCUCCAGAGCCAUUAGAAGCUCCAUCCGGAGGUUGUUUUUGUCUCCAGUCCAAGGAGGAGUUUGGAUUUCUCCUGUUACCCGACUUCCUGAUUCUGUCCGUGUCCAUCCUGUUUAUGGCGUAUGGCUGCAGUGCUCCGGUCGUUUACCUGGUUCCUUACGCGCUCAGUGUAGGGGUGCCGCAUCAGCAGGCCGCCUUCCUCAUGUCCAUAUUUGGAGUUACCAGUAUUGUGGGUAACAUCACCUUCGGAUGGAUCACAGACAGGAAGUGUCUGAAGAAGUAUCGCAUGCUCAGCUACAUGCUGGCGGUAUGCAUGGAAGGCCUCUGCUGUAUGUUCAUUCCCACCCUUCACUCCUUCCCCCUCCUGGUCCCAUUGGCUGUGCUCUAUGGGUACUUUGAUGGAGCGUACGUAGCACUCAUCCCAGUGGUGACGUCCGAUAUCGUGGGCUCCACCUACCUGACCUCUGCCCUGGGUGUGGUCUACUUCAUUCAUGGAAUCCCCUACCUGAUCAGCCCACCAAUUGGCGGCUGGUUAGUAGACAUGACGGGAAACUACAAAGCAACCUUCUUCCUCAGCGGGGCAUCCUUCAUGUUCAGCUCUGUGGUCCUUACAGUGGGCAUGUUAGUCAGACAUUGCCGGAGGUCCAAGUCUAACUCAGCCACACAUUUAAGUCCCGGUCACAUCACUGCAGGUCAGCGGGGCUUAAUAUGACAAUGCCAGUCAAGGUGCUACUCAGCCUGCCAGAUGUGCCCUGCACCACUGCUGGUAUGUGGUAUUAGAAAUAAUAUAGUAAAGGCGAUGUGUUUGGACGUAUACACUGAGCCCACUCAUGCUCAAUAAGAGCAGAGCCCAGAAGAUCCAAAGCUGUCUGAGCCUGUGCCUUUUUCUUUUUUAAAAGAGCAACAUUUCUAUGAAACACACAAGUUGCUGUAAUGACUUGCUACUUUUCCUAUAGGAGUUUUCUGUUUGAGGUUGAGGGUCGAUAUCUUUGUUUUUAAAAACCAAAGGGCUGUCACUGAAUUGAAACAUGUUGCCUGUAACAUUCACAUGCUUUUGUUAUGCUUUCAGGCAAUACUGAGAUGUAAAUACUGUUCAUACCAGUUCAUUUUAGAUUUUAACAUGUUGCUAUUUUGAGAAGUGGAAUAAUGUGUUUAUUUUGAACGUGUCAUGAACAUGUUAAAGAACAACAACGUUUAUUUAAUGAUGA
Molecule: messenger RNA, 5730 nt
Organism: Acanthopagrus latus (yellowfin seabream)
Lineage: Eukaryota; Metazoa; Chordata; Actinopteri; Spariformes; Sparidae
Product: monocarboxylate transporter 12-B-like
Exons: 9
Coding region: 3411-5234 (607 amino acids)
Biological process (GO): monocarboxylic acid transport; transmembrane transport
Molecular function (GO): monocarboxylic acid transmembrane transporter activity
Source: RefSeq, a predicted model, not a curated record